This is a messenger RNA of Trichogramma pretiosum, 423 nucleotides long. Its product is annotated as histidine-rich glycoprotein-like. The coding region runs from base 1 to 423 and encodes 140 amino acids. The record is from RefSeq and is a predicted model, not a curated record. The transcript has 2 exons. NCBI's taxonomy places the organism in Eukaryota, Metazoa, Arthropoda, Insecta, Hymenoptera, Trichogrammatidae.
AUGUUCAAGUUGGCAGUAAUCGCAGCCCUCGUGUCGGUGGUGUGCGCCCGACCGGGCGGCCUCACCGGCCACAUCCUCGACCACGGCCUCGGCCACAUUCACGCGCCCAACGUCGUCAGCCACGAUCACGGGCAUCACGUGGCUGUGAUCGCCCAGCCCGUCUCGCACGCCCAUCACGUCUCGCUGCAUCACGCCGCGCCCCUGAUCCAUCAUCACGCGCCGAUCGUGUCGCAUCAUCACGCCCACGUCGAGCCGCUCCAUCUGGUCAGCCAUCACGAGGUUCAUCAUCACGAGCACAUCCCCCAUCACCAGCCGCUGGCUCCCCACGUACACGUGGCGCCCAUCGUGACCAAGACGGUGCUGCCCGGACACGACCACUACGUGCCCGUCCAUCACGAGCAUCAUCAUCAUGGCUUGCAUUAG